CGAGCGAGCGACUGCCUACACAAUGUGAGCAUCAUUGCGAUCGAGAGCUCGCAAAGAGUGGACUCUCUCUCUUUGCAAACUCGUGGUGACUGUGAAUACGCGGCCAUUUUCAUGCUUUUUCGGAAAGGGGGGAGAAAGCGAGGCUUGCCAUUGCAAGGGCAUCAAUCUCCUCCUCUACUGCAUUCCAGCUCAUCCGAUAUUGCCAAAGGUGCAGUUCUGCGAACGCCAUCGAGAAAAACACGGAGUCUUAUCGUUUCCAUUUUAGCACAAUGAACGAUUCGGUGGCGCCCAUCGUCUCGCCGCCCCACGUCGUGGUGGUUGGCGCUGGAGCGGCGGGGAUCACGGCAGCCUUUGCCCUCGUCCAAGCCGGCGUCGACGUGACCAUUCUAGAAGCGUCCCCGUCCCGUAUUGGCGGUCGCAUUUACCCCAAUACCACUCUGUCCGCUUUCCCGCUGGAAUUGGGGGGCGAAUGGGUUCACUUGAAGCCCGAUCAGAUCUUACCCAGGCUCUUGUCACCCCAGCGAGACUUUGUGGUGGGUCCGCAGCAAACCCUUUUGCACGAUACGGGGCCCAUACAGUACUGGAGUGAGGAUGCCUUUUAUCCGUACGAGUUUGAUCCGGUCGACUAUCUGUGGGUGAAUACAUCCUGGUUGGAGUUUUUCGAAACCAACUUUAUCGAACCGGCUUCACUAGCCGAUCGUAUUGUGAUGAAUUGUGCGGUGGAUACGAUUGAUGUCCAAGCUCCGACCGCGAACGACACCGGUCAUGUCUUGGUGAGCUGUGCUACCGGUGACAAGACUUACACGGCUGAUGCCGUCAUUGUUACAGCAUCCAUGAAAGUCCUCCAAGACGGGGUGAUUAAGUUUCAGCCGCCGUUGCCCGAUUCCUACCGCAACGCUAUGGGAAAUUUUGACAUGGGUCCCGGGCUGAAAGUCUUUAUCGAAUUUACGGAAACUUUUUAUCCGUUGGCCUUUGCGUUCGAAUCCGACGAUGCCACGGAGGAGGAAGGCGAGCGGUACUUUUACGACGCAACCUUUGGAGAAACGACGAACAAGCAUAUUCUGGGUGUGUUCGCUUACGGUAUCACGGCCGAAAGGUACCUCGCUCUCUCCGUGCAAGGAGAGGAUGUUUUGGUACGGGCUAUUUUGGAAGAUUUGGACGCCAUUUUCGAUGGUCGAGCCAGUGCCACGUACGUGAACCACGUUGUCCAGGAUUGGGCGCAGGAGCCUUUUGUCCGAUGCGCGUACACGUAUUGGAUCACCGACUACGCGUCGAGUAUUGCGCAAUUUCAAAAGCCGGUCCACGGCAAAGUCUUUUUUGCCGGUGAGGCCUUGCCACCGGAUUUGGAAAACUGGGGAUUCGUCCACGGUGCUGCUCUUUCGGGUCAAAAGGCUGCCGCCGACGUGGUGGCGUUCCUGGACAGCGCCGGAACUUCCGCCGACGUCUUUGGUGUUGGUAUCGCUGCCGUAUGGACGCUUCUCCUUUGGCUAUUUUGAUCACAGGAGAAAAGGACGCUGCCGUUAUUGUUAAUUGCUGAAUGAAAAUCACUGUAGGACCGUAUUUUUGUUGGCUUUCCGAGUUGGAAAUACGCAAAGCCCAGACAAUGUUUUAGGGCUCUAUACCGACGUACACGUCGCUACCUAACCAAUUGUCUAAUUUUUUUGUUUGAAACCA
This is a messenger RNA of Phaeodactylum tricornutum CCAP 1055/1, 1674 nucleotides long. RefSeq lists its product with no specific name. The coding region runs from base 270 to 1496 and encodes 408 amino acids. Gene Ontology annotation, molecular function: oxidoreductase activity. The record is from RefSeq and is a predicted model, not a curated record. Lineage: Eukaryota; Bacillariophyta; Bacillariophyceae; Surirellales; Neidiaceae. The transcript has a single exon.